GAGGAUGAGACAGCAUUACACAUCUGCCGGCUUACUUGGUGCACCUUAACAUGCAGGCCCAUGCCCAUGCUUAUGCUGUUUGUAUUGUAUAUAUAAACCAUAUACGUACCCAGACUACAUAGAUGUGGCUCCUCUUAUCUAACUUCACACCUAUUUCCUAAUUUCUUCUUCUUUUUUUAAUUGCUUCCAAACAAUGUCUGCUUUCUUACUCUUCCUAUUAUGCUUUCUGUUCUUCUUCUCUCGCCUUUCAUCUGCAGCUGUUCCUGCGUAUCUCGAUGGACUUCUUCCAAAUGGAAACUUUGAGCAACCUCCAAAGCCGUCAAAUUUGAGGAAAACAGUGAUCAUAGGAAGAUACUCCCUGCCCAAAUGGGAAAUCAGUGGCUUGGUGGAGUACGUCUCGGGUGGGCCUCAGCCACGAGGGUUCUACUUCGCGAUCCCUCGUGGGUCCCAUGCGGCGAGGCUAGGAAAUGAGGCAUCCAUAUCACAAGUUGUGAGAGUAAAAGCAGGUAAACUUUACUCUCUAACCUUUGCAGCUACAAGGACUUGUGCCCAAGAUGAGGUGCUUCGGGUUUCGAUUCCUGGUCAGUCAAGUGAUCUUCCCAUUCAGACUUUGUAUAGCACUGAUGGAGGUGAUACCUAUGCCUGGGCUUUCAAGGCUCCUUCAAACAGAGUCAAGGUCACUUUUCAUAACACGGGUAUUCAAGAAGAUCCCACUUGUGGCCCUCUUUUAGAUGCUGUUGCAAUCAAGGAGAUGCAACCUCUAAGAUACACCCGAGGGAACUUGGUGAAAAAUGGCGAGUUUGACAUUGGCCCCCAUAUUUUCAAGAACUACUCAACAGGGGUCCUUCUCCUUCCGAAAAAGCAAGACAAGCAUUCUCCUCUCCCUGGAUGGAUAGUCGAGUCCAUCAAACCCGUAAAAUACAUUGAUUCCAAGCACUUUACAGUCCCCUCCGGAUCAGCUGCCAUUGAGCUAGUUGGAGGAAGAGAAUGCGCCAUUGCUCAAAUCAUAAGAACUGUGCCCAAUAAAAUAUACAGCCUUUCGUUCAUGGUUGGAGAUGCCAAAAAUGGCUGUCACGGGACAAUGGUGGUCGAAGCAUUUGCAGCCAGGAGCACUUUAAAAGUUGAUUUCACAUCUCUAGGGAAUGGAGGCUUCAAAAAAGCAAACAUGAGGUUUAAAGCGAUCUCAGCUAGAACAAGAAUCACAUUUUACAGUCCAUAUUAUCACACAAAACUUUAUGACUAUGGUCACAUUUGUGGCCCUGUUGUGGACAAUGUUAGAGUUGUGUCUGUGAGGUAUCAAAGUUAAAAAAUGUGGUCUAACUGGGAAAUUAUCAAUUUUAAUUCAACUUAUAUGUAGUCAUUGCCUUGCUUUCACUUUCCAUCUUGUAUCACCAUAAGGUUGCUUAAGUUACAUUUUCAAUAUUACCAGUACAGUGUGGCUUGAAGCCAAGAAUA
This is a messenger RNA of Daucus carota subsp. sativus, 1455 nucleotides long. Its product is annotated as protein TEEBE-like. Bases 194 to 1306 code for a protein of 370 amino acids. The transcript is spliced from 3 exons. Lineage: Eukaryota; Viridiplantae; Streptophyta; Magnoliopsida; Apiales; Apiaceae. The record is from RefSeq and is a predicted model, not a curated record.